AUCUGCUCGUGAAUUACAUCCCUUGUAUCACUUUAUAGUGAAAUAUAUGGUGCUCUCCCAGUGACGCCACGGAACUUACGUAAAUCUGCUUGUUUCCGCACCGUCUCUGUCUCUCUUCAUCUCUCUCAAAAUGCAGAGCACGUCGCUUGCUCUGUCUCCUUCGACGCCAUUCCCGAAACCUCGAAGCAGAGGCCUCCUCCCUCGGUCUUCUUCGACUCGCAACGAGUUGCCACUGAAAUCGCUCGAACGCGGAGCUCAUGACUCCGCCCUCUUGCCUCCGAGAGCAGCUUCACGCCUCUGUUUUGCCUCGCGGCCCAAUGCGCAAGUCCCGGCUUCUCCUCCUCCUUCAUCUUCGCCUCUUUUUCCGAGAAGGAAGGAAGAUGACACCAGGGCCAGGGCUGCUUCGGUGCCCGAAAGCGUGGAGGACGACUCCGCGAAGCUGAGCGGCGUCGCGAGGACGCUGCGGCUCGGUGUUAUGUUCGGGGUCUGGUACCUGUUGAACAUCUGUUACAACAUCUACAACAAGCAGGUUCUGAAGGUGUACCCUUUCCCAGCAACAGUCACAGCAUUUCAGUGUGGGUGUGGGACUGUGAUCAUUCUCCUGAUGUGGGCAUCUGGACUCCAUCCAUUCCCUAGGCUCACUCGAUCUCAGCUUGCAACAAUUCUACCACUGGCUGUGGCACACGCCAUGGGGAACCUCCUGACCAACAUAAGUCUUGGGAGAGUGGCUGUUUCUUUCACUCACACCAUCAAAGCUAUGGAGCCCUUCUUCACGGUUGUUCUUGCUUCUCUGUUCCUUGGAGAGAGGCCAUCAUUCUGGGUUGUUUCUUCCCUUGUGCCGAUUGUAGGAGGAGUGGCACUCUCAUCUCUCACCGAGGCUUCAUUUAACUGGAUUGGUUUUGGCAGCGCAAUGGCUUCCAAUUUGAUGAACCAGUCACGUAACGUGUUUAGCAAGAAGUGCAUGGUUAACAAAGAGGAAGCAUUGGACAACAUCAAUCUCUUCUCCAUAAUGACGAUAACUUCUUUUAUGUUUUUGGCUCCCGCAGCUAUCUUCAUGGAAGGUUUUAAGUUUACUCCAUCAUACCUGCAAUCUGCCGCAAGUCAAGGUUUGAACAUUAAAGAGCUGUGUGUGAGAUCUAUUUUGGCUGGAUUCUGCUUCCACAGCUAUCAGCAGGUCUCUUAUGGGAUACUACAGAUGGUAUCGCCGGUCACUCACUCUGUCGGAAACUGUGUGAAGCGCGUGGUGGUCAUAGUCUCUUCCGUCAUCUUCUUCCAAACACCGAUUUCACCCAUCAACUCCCUUGGAACCGCGUUGGCUCUCGCCGGAGUCUUCCUAAGUGAAAAUAGUCUCAUCCUUUAUUGCCCCUCUCCCAACCACAGUCAGAUGCACAUUAUCUGUAAGAUUUCAGUCUCUGGUCCUUUGAAUUUAAUGAACAGUCACAUUAGGUCCUGUCGAAUUUUCAAUUCAAGUGCAUAUGUCACUGACAAUCUUUCUCGACUCAAGGAUCAUCAACUAUGACGAAAGUGCAAUCCAACUUGAUUAACUUUUCCUGUGUCGGCACUGUUGUCAUAAUUACCAAUAAGAUCUGCUGAAAACUACAUGGACAAAAGCAUUGGUAUUCCCACACAAAAAGUGCACAACAAGGCGGUGCAUACUAUAGACUAUACGCAAGUCGGGCUAUCAUUGCCCCAAAUGAAAGAGAAAUUAUAUGCAAAGAGAGGACAUUCCAAGUACGGACCAAUGCUCCAUAGCAAUCCGACUUGGAAUGCUGGAAUAACUUGGGACACAUUCCAAAUUGUUGCUGCAGUCAGUGCAGACUAAACUCACC
Molecule: messenger RNA, 1829 nt
Organism: Syzygium oleosum
Lineage: Eukaryota; Viridiplantae; Streptophyta; Magnoliopsida; Myrtales; Myrtaceae
Product: phosphoenolpyruvate/phosphate translocator 2, chloroplastic-like
Exons: 10
Coding region: 131-1519 (462 amino acids)
Biological process (GO): transmembrane transport
Cellular component (GO): Golgi apparatus; membrane
Molecular function (GO): antiporter activity
Source: RefSeq, a predicted model, not a curated record